CGCUGUCAGUCAGGCGCGCUCUGAGGCGGGCGGUUCGGCCGGUGCUUGUGAGGUGACGCUGAGGGCUGGCGGGGUCUCCGGUGUGGCCUGCGGGGAGGGGCUGCGGUCCCGAACGGCCGGGCUGACGGGACGGAGCUCAGCCUCUUCUGAGCAGGUCAGCGCUGGGCCUGCGGCCGCCGCGCUCGGACUGUCCCCUGUGAGCGGGCCCACGGGUAAGACUCACCCUGGGCCGGGCUGCGGGAUGUGGUUCGGAGGUGUUCUUGGCCCUUCUCUUUAAAUGGUGCGUUAUUCUCUAUGGCUCCCAUUUCCCCUAAAGUCAGAGCAUAGCAUAGAGCUGGCAAACCUGGAAAUAAUCCCUCCCAGGAGCUACCUUCCGAUGUCCUGUCUGGAGACACAGGUGUUUCUCAGAUCGACUGGCAAAGUUGUGAGUGGCAUUUGCAAGCUAUCAGCCUGUGUUUAGGGUGUAACUGCUACUGAAGUAAAGAUUUAAAGGAGGUCUGAUGACAACAAAACCAAACUUUCCUGUGACAGCAGGAUCUAUAGCUGUCCCUUAUGGGCAUGUGAUUGGAAAUGAGAAGUGGAGAGGGUCGGAGUUAGCCCAAAAGCUACAAGGGAAAGUUAGACUUAUCUUUGAAGAUGGCUUGGGACUUGUGGAUUUUCAUCUUUCAAACAGGACUUGCAUUUUAUAUAUUUCUGAAGCAGAUUUGGUUGCAGGGGAUGAAUUCAAACGAAGAUUGGUUAAGUUUAGAAAUACCAGCAGUCUUGGGGGAGUGGUAAUUGUAGAGAAAACCCAAAUAAGUGAUCAGUACUUCUUAGCAGUACAAAAGCUUGUUGUGCUAGAACUUGGAAUGGUGUUGCUUCCUGUGGCAAAUCAAGGAGAAGCUUCUCAACUUAUUACUCAGCUAGUCCGUGAGCAUAGUAAGGAUCCCAACAGCAACCCCUUUCUUCGGAAACCAUGUUCUCAACUGGCAGAGGCAUCAGUGUUUCAGACGGUGCAACAAAUUCCAGGAGUUGGGAAAACAAAAGCUCUGCUUCUACUGCAACAGUUUGGAAGCAUCCACCGGCUUUGUAACGCAUCUGUCAAAGAGCUUGAGCUAGUGGUUGGACAAACGGUAGCACAACAAAUUCACACUUUUUUAUGUUCCUGACAUGCAUGUGUAGUCAUGUUUCGGAAGGCAAGGGCUUUUUGUUUGUUUCUUGUGAAUUAUAAAAUAAAUAAAUAAAAUAA
This is a messenger RNA of Columba livia (rock pigeon), 1228 nucleotides long. It is a transcript of the gene FAAP24, whose product is annotated as FA core complex associated protein 24. Gene Ontology annotation, cellular component: Fanconi anaemia nuclear complex. The transcript is spliced from 6 exons. Bases 501 to 1148 code for a protein of 215 amino acids. NCBI's taxonomy places the organism in Eukaryota, Metazoa, Chordata, Aves, Columbiformes, Columbidae. The record is from RefSeq and is a predicted model, not a curated record. Gene Ontology annotation, biological process: interstrand cross-link repair. Gene Ontology annotation, molecular function: chromatin binding.